Molecule: messenger RNA, 2067 nt
Organism: Penicillium coprophilum
Lineage: Eukaryota; Fungi; Ascomycota; Eurotiomycetes; Eurotiales; Aspergillaceae
Exons: 2
Coding region: 1-2067 (688 amino acids)
Source: RefSeq, a predicted model, not a curated record
AUGGUUGCAUUGAAGAAACUAUUCCAGACGGAUAAGUCUCUUUCUCGUCCGGCAACCAGCCUUGGACUCGAGGUCACUUUGGGGGGUUUCCCGUCCAGAGAUUCGCAGUCACUGGAUGUGGCGCAUCAUUUUGAACAGAUCGAGAAGCAAUUCGAAGAUCUACAUGAUCGACUGGCACGGCCGACAUCUUCUCAAUCCCCACCGCGGCCUCUGAGCACUAAUUUUGUGCCUCCCAAACCUUCAAAUGGCCGACAUAUCGACUUGAUGGAUGCUCUGUUCGCUACGGAGCGCAAUCAAACAAUUACUCCAGAACCUCUUUCCCCUCCUGUCAGCCUGUAUAACGAGGAUGUUGCGGAACGAAACAUGACCCGGUUUCUACGGAUCCAAUACCGGAAUGGAAUUGCCAGCUCGGGUAUACUUUCGGCCCUAUACCAGGAGGAUGUGGCCGAUAGAAACAUUGCGAAAUAUAGCACCCCUGGCCGCUCUUUAUCCCACUUAAGUUCUCGGUCAUCACCAGCUGCGCCUGGCAGAGUACGGAUCCCCGAAAGCCAACGGCGCAAAGCCAGGAAGCGGGAUCCAGGGAGGCCGACUUGGGCGUCGGCCGAAAAUCUACGGACAAACCUCUCCCCAGACGAUGACUCGGGUACUGCAUCUCCACGAUCACAGUCCCAUAUUGGCAACCACCUUAGACUCCAGAGGUCUGCGCCGAGCCUGUCUGCAGACGAAGACUUUGUCCCACAAGAAGAUGCACCACCAACUCCUGUCCAGCGUUUGGGGGUUCCUCCUGCAUAUAAACAGGGCAAAAGGUGGAGUAACACUCCUCUACCUGACAGUCCUACAAUUCCCAUCCCCAUGGGCGAUAAUAACGCCGCUGCCGCGGCUCCUUCGGCACCACGUCAACCUGCUACAAUAGCUCGCACCACAGAGAGCUCGCUCCCUCCGCCACAACUAUCAGAGCCAGGCUUCAAGAAAAAUGCGCGAGGACUCUCGAUCAAUACGCAAUUAGCUGCAAAAGGACCCCCGAAAAUUGGACACCGUGCCAUCCAACCUCCAACACCCUCAACCUCCGAAUUGCGACAGACCCCCAGCAUUGCAGAAGUUAUGAACAGUCCUUUACCGGUUCCCAGCCCAAUCAGUCCCCACAAAUCACCUUCACGCCUCAAAGCCUCGGACAUGAUGGACUUUUUCAGCAAGGCUUAUAAGGCCGCCCAAGGUUCCGACCCGACCCACGAGACGUUACAAGACGCUAUAGUCCGCGAGGUCAAUUCCCACGAGGCAUUCCGUCGAGUCCCACCGCCUGCCCCAGGGCCUCCAUUCACACCCUCGCCAGAGCAAGAUGAGUUCGGCAGCGGCUCCAGACCGGAAACUGCACUCCAUCGAAGCGCCUCAGCGAAGAACCGGCUCGUGAGUAGGAACUCGUUCAAGCACAAGAGAACCCCCGAAAACCGCCGUAGCAUUUCAACCAGCGUCGGCUACGACCGUCUUCUACGAAAAGUCUCCGGCUCUCCCGCUCGCCGUCGACAUACCGACGCUCCAGCCCCGACCCCAGGUUUCCUUGCCGAAUUCCAACAUGACAAAGAGCCCAUCAUCACCCGCCCCGGAUCAGGAGAGCCAAUCACGUACCUGGACGUGCUGAACGCAAGUAGUGAACAACGACCCAUCUCAACCGGCGGCUGCGCAAGCCCAUCUGUAACUCGUCAACGAGGACGCUCAGAAUCCAUCGGAAACCCAAGCGGCACAGCCUCUGAUGUGCCUGUUGUUCCCGGAACCGUCUACUGCAUGCAAGCUCACUCCGCUCCUUCGAGCGAUGACUCAAAUGAAGAUAGCGACGAUGAGAUCAUCCAUCUCCCUGACUUGAGCACGCCGCGUGUGCAGAUCGAAGGCGUAGAUGAGAAUAACAUCCGCUAUGUCAUCGAUGCUGCGUCGGCGGAUGAGGCGCAGAAGCUGAUGUAUUGGCCUCAGCAGAUUCGCCGUGGUGGUGCAUCCAAUCUUUACGGAAAUAGUCUGUCGCCCUUGUCUCGUGCUCGAAUGCAGCUUCGUGGUUCACGCUCGGUCGAGACUUAUUAA